This is a messenger RNA of Paramecium pentaurelia, 1424 nucleotides long. Lineage: Eukaryota; Ciliophora; Oligohymenophorea; Peniculida; Parameciidae. The record is from the annotation of a GenBank genome assembly.
AUGUAAUAAGAGAUAAGCAAUACUUCCUUUUAGAUGUAAUGUAAACGAAAACAUUUCAUAAAGGAUAAGAUAUAUCAUCUACUUUUAGAUGAUGAUCGCAUAAAAAUAUCGGAGGUAAGAAAACAUCAGUCUAAAAGAGACAGUCAAUUUUCAAUAAUCAAAAUAUCUACUUGAACUAAAUUUUGAAAGUUAAAUGUAUUGGAAGACAGAGUAGGAUUAACUUGUCGCAUUUGGUAUAAAGUAUCAUAAAACUCUGAAAUGGUUUCAUGCUAACAGUUCUGAUUUAUAACAUCUAUAUAAAAACUUAUUUGGUAGAGUAUUCUUUGGAAACAUAUCAACCAUUUAUGAUAGUAAAGAAAUAUUAGGUUCUGGAGCUUCAUCAAAAGUAUAUAGAGUUAUUAAUAAAUUAACACAUUGUUAAUUUGCUUCAAAAUGCAUUCGUAAAGACUAUAUCUAUAAGAGAGAAGACAAAGAAAGAUAUGUAUAAAUAUAUGUGAUUUAGAAUCGAAUGAUUUAAGAGAUUGAAUUAAUGAGAAAAUUAGAUCAUGAAGCUAUUGUUAAAAUGAUUGAUAUUUUUGAAGGUGAAAAGUCUUUCUAUAUCAUUCUUGAAUUAUUAUAGGGUGAAUCAUUGCAUUAGUUUUUUAAAAAACACUCAUUAACACUUACAUAAAUAAGAUAGAUAAUAAGUGUAUCAAUUUAUUCAUAUGAUAGAGAUGUUUAUAAGCAUUAUGCUAUUUAGACAUACAUAAUAUAAUACAUAGAGAUUUAAAAUUAGAAAACUUAGUUUUGAAUGAAAAAGGAAAAGUGGAAUCUCUAAAGAUUAUUGAUUUUGGUCUUGCAAUUUAUACAUCAAAUCCUUAAAGAUAAUUAUGUGGAACUCCUGGUUAUAUAGCUCCAGAAAUGUUCAUUGAAAAAUAUCCUUAUACUACUAAAGUUGAUAUUUUUAGUUUAGGAACAAUAUUUUAUAAAUUAUUAUGCAAGAAAUCAUUAUUUAAUGGAAAUACAAGUGAAGAGAUUUUAGAAAAUAAUAAAAAGUUUUUAUGGAAUAAUCAUCUUAAAAAUUGUUCAGAUGAAACUAUUGAUUUGAUUAAAUAAAUGCUUUAAAAAGAUCCAAAUAAAAGAAUAUCAGCUUGCCAAGCUCUGUAACAUCCUUUUUUUAUGGAAAAAUUUAUUGGUAUUUAUUGAAUUAGAUUUAAGGAGAGUAAGGAGUCGCUGAAGAAAGUCCUCAUGAAAUAGUGAGAACAUUUCCACAUACAAAACCUAUGUAAAUCAUUAACUCAAAUGAUAAUAUUGCAGAUAUUAAGAUUUAAGCUAUUAAGGGAAGUUAAUAAAGCUUUGAUUAAAGCUUAGGAUCAAAUUAUUAUCCAUCUUUUGAUGAGGGUUAUAAUAAAUAAAAAAAUGGAAGUGAUCAUAUUAUUGAAUGA